Molecule: messenger RNA, 1587 nt
Organism: Lobosporangium transversale
Lineage: Eukaryota; Fungi; Mortierellomycota; Mortierellomycetes; Mortierellales; Mortierellaceae
Exons: 6
Coding region: 1-1587 (528 amino acids)
Source: RefSeq, a predicted model, not a curated record
AUGGGUUCGUCUCGUCAUGUCGUCUGGCGGUCAUUGAGAUGCAUUUUGCAUGUCCUUAGUGCGCCAGCUAUUUUGCACUCGUUUGCUUGUGAGUGCCAUUUAGUGUGGCGGCCGAUCACCAUGACAAGGCAAAGACGACCACACAUAAAUGGCGCACAGAGAUUGAUCACGAUCGUCCAGGCGCCGACUAUUUCCUUUCACAGCCCGAUCCAAUCAUAUUUGACCCACUUGCUUACUUACAAAGGAGAAAUAAAGACAGAUACGUCAAAAAAGACGAUUAAGGCAGAAUGGAUUCGAUGGAUCCUGUAUUUUCGCGAGUGCCCAGUGCAAAUAAUCCGAGAAAGAGCUGCGACGGCACCCCCAAUGGAUUCAUCAACAAUCACUACGUAUUUAGAACAGAAAUUAAAUAACGAGCGCGUUAUUGAUCUUUUGAAAAUCAAUAGUGAGCAGUUGUUACUUACCGGAAAUGCACAAACGCGCUCUCUGAGGUCACAAUGGGGCAACCAAGCCCAAACUGAUGGAAAGAGGAAGCUCUCAGCAUUUGGAGCGAAAGCAUCGACAACUAAUGAGGCGACACUUGGCACAUCUUCAGUAUGCGUCAAUACACCAUCGUCCAGAGAGACUCUCGAUCAGACUAUCACUAUCACAAAGGAAUCAUUUGACGAUGAAGACAAUGUCCAUGAAUUUUUUUUUCGUCACGCCCGUAUCAAGCUGGACCGAUAUUGGAGCUUUUACCAACUAUUUGUUGAGUCCCUCCGGUCAAUUAGCAAGAAUCCAAACAUUGAUCCUGCUGCAAGAGACGUUGCAAAAACUGCCAUUGUCAUUCGUGAAUCGCGCUUCCGUACAGAGUUCUUCAAAGCCGAGGAAAUCUUCGUCAAGGCAGCCGCUAACAUAAAUAAUUCAUCGGAAGUUACAGAAAGAAUCAGAAAGCGCCACUAUUUGGGCCUUCUGGAUGAUCUUCCUUCUUCUCAGGACUCUAGCGACAGUUUUUCUGGAAAGGAGAGUUUUUCGAGAAAGAAAAGCAACAUAGAACGUGAAGAAGACCAUACUGGCGAACUUCCCGAACCGAUGAAUGCUGAUCGACUGGUUGGACCUGGUACAAUUUCAAGCUCUUUGUCAAAUGGCCCAGAAAGCCAGUUAGUUUGUACUGAUGGAUAUAGUAUAUCUGAAGCACUAAUGAGAUACCGGAGAGUGAACGUGAUUCAGAAGGUUGCAGCAACCGUUGAGGAUAUUUUGCUAUCCAACUUUAUUGUAUCAAGGCCGCUCUUGUUGAAAGUGUUACCCAUCUCAGUUGUACAGGAAAUGUUCCCCAUUCGCAACCCAUUGAAUUUGGAUACUUCUGACAUGGAGCUUGUUGUUCGUCUGACUACUCGUGCCUCAGUUGAUUCGUUUGAUGAGCUGCAAGACUGGCUGGCAACGGAGCCAAGGAUGACUUCAUCUGUAAUAUAUCGUACGAUCUCUAUAUUCUUGGCAGAAGCAGAUCUCUGGGCCGGUAAUAAUUGGCACAUAAAAGGUAGUGGCGAUAAUGAGGAUACGUUUAUAGACAACCUCCUCAAGCCUAUUAGUGCCCUUCAAAUAUUAAAUUAA